AUAGUUAUCAAAGUACCAAUUGCCUCUUUCCCCCGAGGCAGGGGAUUUUGAGCUAGAAAAUGUGCGGAAUAGCUGCAGUUAUCAGUGGGAUUCAGAUCAUCGGAUCCAAUCUUUCCAGGAAAACGAAGGAAGCUUCGCCUUUAGAAGCCAAAAAGGACUAUGGAUCAGUUCUUGUAACUAUAGAUAACCUCAAGUCUGCUUUGCAAAGAAGAGGUCCUGAUAGCUUGGGGUGCAGAAAUGUUUUGAUUCAGUCAGAAUGUGAAAAUUUGGUUAAAAAAUGCGAAACAACUUGCACAAAGGAUGUAAGUGUCAGUGGAAUGAAUUCUACUGCACAAGUACAUUUCAUUGGUGCAAUGUUACAACUUAGGGGCUUAAAUCCGGUUUCUCAGCCGCUAGAGGAUGCAUCUGGGAAUCUUCUUGUAUAUAAUG
This is a messenger RNA of Phalaenopsis equestris, 429 nucleotides long. RefSeq lists its product as uncharacterized. The record is from RefSeq and is a predicted model, not a curated record. The annotation marks the transcript as partial. NCBI's taxonomy places the organism in Eukaryota, Viridiplantae, Streptophyta, Magnoliopsida, Asparagales, Orchidaceae. The transcript has 3 exons.